Molecule: messenger RNA, 2991 nt
Organism: Epinephelus moara (kelp grouper)
Lineage: Eukaryota; Metazoa; Chordata; Actinopteri; Perciformes; Serranidae
Product: alcohol dehydrogenase 1-like
Exons: 8
Coding region: 84-1238 (384 amino acids)
Biological process (GO): formaldehyde catabolic process
Cellular component (GO): cytosol
Molecular function (GO): S-(hydroxymethyl)glutathione dehydrogenase [NAD(P)+] activity; zinc ion binding
Source: RefSeq, a predicted model, not a curated record
GUUGUUGUCUACACCCCACUCCUGUCCUGCAGCUGCUCUCCUCUCUUAACUCCACUCUCGCUUUUUUACUCUUUGCAGCAAAAAUGGCCACAGCUGGAAAGGUCAUCAAGUGCAAGGCAGCAGUGGCCUGGGAGCCCAAAAAGCUUUUGGUUAUUGAGGAAAUAGAGGUAGCUCCACCAAAGGCCAACGAGAUCCGCAUCAAGAUUGUGGCAACUUCGGUGUGCCAUUCAGACCUUUACCACCUUUUGGAGAAUAUGCAUGAAGACGGCUUCCCAGUAGUCCUUGGCCACGAGGCAGCCGGCAUUGUGGAGAGUGUCGGGCCUGGAGUCACUGAAUUUCAUCCAGGAGACAAGGCGAUUCCUAUGUUCCUCUCCCAGUGUGGAGAAUGUCGCUUCUGCAAGAGUCCAAAGACCAACCAGUAUGAGAAAGGAUGGUCCACUGAUCGUCUCAAUGCAAUGUCACCUUCAGAGUCCAGCUUAAACUGUAAGGGGAAGAAGGUGCUACAGUUUACGGGAACCAGUACCUUCUCUGAGUACACUGUGGUUAACCAGACAGCUCUGGCAAAGAUCGACCCCGCUGCUCCUCUGGACAAAGUCUGUCUGCUUGGCUGUGGGAUCUGCACAGGAUAUGGAUCAGCAGUUAACACUGCUAAGGUGGAACCGGGCUCAACAUGUGCUGUGUUUGGCCUGGGAGCUGUGGGUUUGGCUGCAGUCAUGGGCUGCAAGGCUGCAGGAGCCAAGAGGAUCAUCGCUGUUGACAUCAAUCCAGAGAAGUCUGAGAAGGCCAAGGUGUUCGGCGCGACUGACUUCGUCAACCCCAAGGAUCACAGUAAACCCAUCAGUCAAGUGCUGUCUGAGAUGACUGACGGAGGAGUGGACUACUCUCUGGAAUGUGUUGGAAAUGUGGGAGUCAUGCGCAGUGCCUUGGAGUCUUGUGUGAAAGGUUGGGGUGUCAGCGUUCUGGUUGGCUGGACAGACAUGCACGAUGUAGCUACCCGACCCAUUCAGCUCAUCGCUGGACGUACAUGGAAGGGCGCCUUGUUUGGAGGCACCAACCAGGAGUUCAUUGUAUCCUGCACAAUACAAGACAAUAAAGGCUUUCUGUUCUAUUCUAUUCAAUUUUAUUCUUUUCUAUUCAAACUCCAAAAUUAUAUCCUCAUUUCACCUCCUCCACUCACCACUCUACUACCCCAUGAGCCAAUGUUGUAUUUAACUAAGCUAAUAUUUAACUCACACUGACCCAACAACAAUCAUGAUUAGAGGCCUUUUUUCUUGUUAAGAGAAGGAAAUUACAAAUAGGCUUAUAAACAUUAUGUUUAUAGUAUGUACAGUAUCCUAGCCUGAUGUGCCUAUUUAUUAACGUUCUGUACAUCUACUAAUUAAGCAGGGGAUAAUCCACUAACAUGCUUUAAUGCACAUGUUUAUUUGAUUAAGGUAUGCUGUUAAUAUAGAAUCUAGUUCGUUCGACGUCUUACUCUUUAAAGGAGGACACAAAUGGUCUUUUUGUGCCUCUUACUUCUAGAAACUGUUGAGAGGCUCUACGAUCCACCAUUGCUGUAACACAAAAAAACAAGAAACUCUUUAGUCACAACUAGGGCUGGGUAUUGUUCACAUUUGAACCAAUACCAGUGUAGGUUCUGGUACCUGGAAUUCACUAAUGGUACCCAACAGUACCUUUUUUUGGUAGGCUACUUUCUCUGUAAUAACAAAAAACUAGUCCAUACCCAUUGAGUACAGCAUACAUACCAUGACUUAGUCAUACCAAAAAUUAGAAAAACAAACAAACAUUCGGCCACAGGGGGAGCCACAGCGAUCGGUCACAUUUUAGCCAUUUUUAAGCAUUUUUCUGUUGUUACAGCGCCACCCAGUUGCCAAUUAGAGUUAAAUUUCUCCAGUCACCUUGAGGCGUCCUGUUCUACAUAUCUACCAAAUUUAGUAAAAAUCGAUAUGGCGGUUAGGCCUAGGUAAGAAAUUAGCUCUCUAGCGCCCCCAUCUUGUUUGAUCGGGUCAAUAAUGUAGGGGUCCCCUCAGAUUAUGUGUGGUCAUAUGCCUACAAAGUUGCGUGGUGAUCGGUGAAACCCUUGAGAUGUUAUACACCUUUAUGUGAUGAGCCACGCCCUCCGCAAUAUUCAUUGCCUUAUAGAAGCUCAGUUUUAGUAAGUUUUCCAACUUUUGCCAAGAGGGAACUUUAGAUAUUGAUGUAAUAUUGCUUCAUUUGCAUCCUCCCAUGACCCUCUACCACUGUGCCAAAUUUCACAUGGAUUGACCAAGUCAGUGAGGAGAAAAACAUGGAACAGACACACAGACACACCCACAGACAGAGUUUUCGUCAUUAUAUAGGAAGAAGACUAUCACGGCAGAUCAGCGCUGCAGUUAAUAGUUUUGUCUAGCAGCCGACAGAGUGUCUAAGUGGUGCUAUCCUCAGCUCUGUGGAUAGCAUCCAGGCUUUGGGGUUCUUUGUGGCACUUGCGCGUCUUGUCGAAGCCUGGCAUUCUCACCUAGAUGCACUCACAAGUACCGAACUUUGGUGGCAUGGAGGAUUUAAGGUGAAUCGGUACUUGGUGCUAUUGACAUAAUUUGGGUCAGUGCCCUUAAAAAUACCAAUUUUGGUACUCAACGCUAUAGCUAGCGUUAAGUUAGUUGGCCCUUUGGCUGAGGAGCUCAGCUUAUGGUGUAAUUAUCAGCACAAUGGUUAAGUUAGAAAGGUUAAUCAAGCAGUCCUGAGCACUAACAUUAUUCAAGUGGAAUUUGGAACAUCAAUUACACUAUAGCUCCAUAGAAAUAUGCUUAACACAUAGGCCUAACGUUGUAUCCAAAUUGUGAUGUUAGCAUUCACUCAAUCAAAACAACUCAACCUCAUCAGGCUUAUCAAUAGUCCCAACUGUGACAUAUUUUCAAAUAAGCCAAGUAACGUUAUAAACUGUACUGUAAGAGAUUUCUACUUGUGCAUGUAUGUGCUAAACACGGAAGCCAACCCUAAUAUUUGCAAAAC